Molecule: messenger RNA, 636 nt
Organism: Emys orbicularis (European pond turtle)
Lineage: Eukaryota; Metazoa; Chordata; Testudines; Emydidae
Gene: BTC
Product: betacellulin
Exons: 6
Coding region: 1-525 (174 amino acids)
Biological process (GO): epidermal growth factor receptor signaling pathway; positive regulation of mitotic nuclear division; positive regulation of cell population proliferation
Molecular function (GO): growth factor activity; epidermal growth factor receptor binding
Source: RefSeq, a predicted model, not a curated record
AUGGACGCGGUGGUCCUCCUGGGCAGCGGCCCCGGGCUGCUGCUGGCGCUGGCGCUGGGCCUAGCCGUUUUCAACGGUGUGGGUGCCAGCUGGAACGUGACUGCUGACUACGGAGUGAAGAGGCCUGUAUGCAGCUCUCCGGAGGACUGUGCAGAUAAUAUCCCACAGUUGAGGCGGAGAGGGCACUUUUCUAAGUGCCCCGAGGAAUACAAGCAUUACUGUGUCAAAGGGCGAUGUCGGUAUGUCAUGGCCGAAGAGACGCCAGCUUGCGUCUGCGAGAAAGGCUACACGGGCGCAAGAUGCGAGCGAGUGGACAUCUUCUACCUGAGAGGAGAUCAAGGCCAGAUUGCAGUGAUUUGCUUGAUCGUUGCCAUGGUGGCGCUGAUCGGCCUGAUAAUAUGCAUCUGCACGUGCAGUCAUCACUGUCGGAAGCGCCGCAGGAGGAGAAAGGAAGAAGAAAUGGAAACGCUAGAGAAAGAUUUGCCUACCAAACAGGAGGAUGUCCUAGAGACGGACAUUGCAUGAAGGUUACUGAAGGCACCUGCAGGCAGGUUCCAAACAGCACAAUGUCUUGCUCUAUUGGAGAGGGACACAGAAGGGCUAUUGCCCGGAUAAUAAAGGCAGAUGAAUAACAGG